AUGCGUAUACGGACGUCAUCUGUGUGGUUCACAACACGAGAGUUCCUCAGGGCCUUCCUGUUUUGGAGAGAGUUGAAUCCGCAGCCUCUUUCUAGACACUAUAAUCCCUUUUAUAUAAGGUCUCAAAUUCAUCGCUGUUUUUGCUUUUCCCAACAGAUCAACUUCAUCUUCCUCUUCAACAUCGUGAGAAUCCUGAUGACCAAACUGCGGGCCUCCACCACGUCAGAGACAAUCCAAUACAGGAAAGCUGUGAAGGCUACACUGGUACUUCUUCCUCUCCUGGGACUCACCUAUAUGCUGUUCUUUGUCAACCCGGGGGAAGAUGAGAUCUCUCAAAUUGUCUUUAUAUAUUUCAACUCUUUUUUGGAGUCCUUCCAGGGCUUCUUUGUGUCUGUGUUUUACUGCUUCCUAAACAGCGAG
Molecule: messenger RNA, 420 nt
Organism: Notothenia coriiceps (black rockcod)
Lineage: Eukaryota; Metazoa; Chordata; Actinopteri; Perciformes; Nototheniidae
Product: corticotropin-releasing factor receptor 1-like
Exons: 4
Biological process (GO): cell surface receptor signaling pathway; adenylate cyclase-activating G protein-coupled receptor signaling pathway
Cellular component (GO): plasma membrane; neuron projection
Molecular function (GO): corticotropin-releasing hormone receptor activity; corticotrophin-releasing factor receptor activity; G protein-coupled peptide receptor activity
Source: RefSeq, a predicted model, not a curated record